This is a messenger RNA of Hyaena hyaena (striped hyena), 1256 nucleotides long. RefSeq names its product gamma-glutamyl hydrolase (gene GGH). Bases 64 to 1017 code for a protein of 317 amino acids. Gene Ontology annotation, cellular component: vacuole. The record is from RefSeq and is a predicted model, not a curated record. Gene Ontology annotation, molecular function: gamma-glutamyl-peptidase activity. Lineage: Eukaryota; Metazoa; Chordata; Mammalia; Carnivora; Hyaenidae. Gene Ontology annotation, biological process: tetrahydrofolylpolyglutamate metabolic process. The transcript is spliced from 9 exons.
CGCCGCCGUCCGGGCCGCCCGGCCAGCUGCGCGUUUGAACGGCGGCGGGAGGCGGCGCGCGCGAUGGCGAGCCCGCGGCGCCUGCUGUGCGUCCUGAGCCUGCUGCUGUGCUGCGCGGCCGCGCCCGCGCUCUGCGAGCCCCGCGCCUCCGCCUCCGGGAAGCCCAUCGUCGGAGUAUUAAUGCAAAAGUGCCAUGGGCACAUGAAAAGCCUGGGGAGAUACUAUAUUGCUGCAUCCUAUGUAAAAUAUCUGGAGUCCGCAGGUGCCAGAGUUGUGCCCGUAAGACCUGAUCUUAUCGAAGAAGAGUAUGAAAAGUUGUUCCAGUCUAUUAAUGGGAUCCUUUUCCCUGGAGGAAGCGCUGAUCUCCAGAAGUCGGGUUAUGCCCUCGCAGCCAAAAAAUUUUAUGACAUGGCCAGAAAGAGUUUCGACGAUGGAGACUAUUUUCCAGUGUGGGGCACAUGCCUUGGAUUCGAAGAGCUUUCGUAUUUGAUUAGUGGUGAGUGCUUAUUAACGCUCACAAAAACCGAUGGAAUUACAUUGCCGCUGAACUUCACCAAAGCUGCAUCACAGAGCAGAAUGUUCCAGAAUUUUCCGGCUGACUUGUUGCAGUCCUUAUCAGUGGAACGUCUAACUGCAAAUUUCCACAAGUGGAGCCUCUCCAUGACGAAUUUUACGAAGAAUGAAAAGUUACAGACGUUUUUCAAAGUAUUAACUACAAAUACCGAUGGCACCACUGAGUUUAUUUCAACCAUGGAAGGGUACAAGUAUCCGGUGUAUGGUGUCCAGUGGCACCCAGAGAAAGCACCUUACGAGUGGGGGAAGUUGAAAGGCAUUUCCCAUGCUCCUAAUGCUGUGAAGGCUGCAUUUUAUUUAGCAGAGUUCUUUGUGGCUGAAGCUCGGAAGAACAAUCACCAUUUUGAAUCUGAUGUUGAAGAGAAUAAAGCUCUGAUUUAUCAGUUCCGUCCAGUUUAUACUGGAAAUAUUUCUUCAUUUCAGCAAACUUAUAUAUUUGAUUGAAAGCCUGCCGCGUGUUAACAGGAAUCUUGAUUGAAUCAGAGUAAUCAAUCAUCCCACUAUUGGACUGUCGCAGUAACUUUCCUAUAAUGUUGCUGGUUCUGAUUCUUCUUUCUGUGUUUUUGAAUGUUUAUAUCACGUUUCAUAAUUAAUCAGGGAGACAGACUAAAAAAUCACGGUGUAUUUCAUGGAAAAGCUUUUAUGUGAAGAUUAGGACAAAAUAAAUGCAUUGAAAAUCCAAA